This is a messenger RNA of Symbiodinium necroappetens, 1281 nucleotides long. Lineage: Eukaryota; Dinophyceae; Suessiales; Symbiodiniaceae. The record is from the annotation of a GenBank genome assembly.
AUGCCGUUGCAUCAACCACGCUUGGCAUGUUACGACCACGAAAGCACAGAAUCCUUCCCAGCCACUUGGCUCGUUAUCGGGGGGGUGCCCUUCCCUCUACCACCUCGAGACCGAUCAGAUAGCGGAAGAGUGCGGAGAAUCCUUCAUAUGGCAGUCUCGAAGCUGCUGCUCCUUCUGACCUUGUGCUGUAGAUCUUUGUGCCUUGUUCCGAAGGCCAAGGAUGGUAGCUCGAAGAUAGACACGGUUUCGCCGGAUGCCCUCAAAGCGGGCAGGAAGUACCUCAUCUCGUCCUUUCCGGCGCUGAAACAAGUGGGCUACACAAUCCUUCCAGACACGGUUUGGCGACCCUUAGUUCUAGGCGAGGUGCAGAGUCCCACUUCGAUUGCAGUUGAUCCUUUGUCCUCCAGAUUGUAUGUGGCAGAUCCACCACGAGGUGUGAUUUGGUGGUAUCAGCUGGGCACAGGGAGCAACGGAUUGCUGCAAACAGUCGGACGACAACGCGCAGCUGUUGAAGGCUUCAGCGCGCAUUGGUUGGCUGUCAAUGGUGCCGGUGACCUCUACUUCAGUGGGCAUCCUCUUCCGAAGGCCGGGGAGAACUCCACUGUCGAUUCAGUUUGGCGGCUUGACAACGAGCAGGUCGUCACUGGAGACUCCUUCAACCCAGCAGAGGUCUACACCACCCAGAACACGGGACAACCAGAUUCCAAGGUGUUCCAGCUCUCCGGUCUGGCCGUUGAUUCCUUCUUCAUCUUCUGGGGAAACCAGGCUGGUGGCAAAGAGCAUGGCGCCGUGAACAAAGGAACACGGGCGAACAUCGGCAUGUCGUCACAGGAUAUGUUCGUGUCAACUCUUACCGACUCUGUGGAUGAAGUUCGAGGCAUUACCACCUCUGGUACUGAAGUCUUCUGGCUAUCGCCAGAAGGGGUCUAUGGACAAAGCAAGACGACAACAAGCAAGGUCUCGGACCCUUCGGCUGGCCUCAUAUCUCCAGCCAUCUCACUGCAGUGGAACCCCAUGAGCAUAGCUUGGGAUGGUGCAACCCAACUUUACUUGACGGACGCCUCGGCCGGAGCUAUCUAUACGGUUCCGUCACUGAUCUCAACGACGCAGAACUUGACUAAAUUUGCCGAUGCACCGGACUGUCACGGACUGGCUAUUCUGUUGAGCGCACGAGGCCUGCCCCUUAAUUGCUCGCGGUUGCAAGUGGGCAAGUCGUCAAGUCACAGCCACCGUCUCCUACGCAGGACUAUGUAUCAGACAGUGAUGCGUGAUAAUGAUUGA